CCACGAUAAACCUCUGGAGCUGUUCUGUAAGACCGACCAGACAUGUGUCUGCAUGCUCUGCACUGUUUUAGAGCACAAGACGCAUAAUGUUGUUCCUCUGAAAGAAGAAUAUGAAGGAAAGAAGGCAGAGCUGGGGAAGACGGAGGCUGAAAUCCAGCAGAUGAUCCAGAAGAGACGACUGAAGGUUCAGGAGAUCAAACACUCAGUGGAGCUCAGUGAGGAAGCUGCAGACAGAGAGCUAGCAGAAGGUGUUCAGGUCUUCACUUCUCUGAAGGAGUCUGUUGAGAGAGGAUUGAAUGAGCUCAUCAACACCAUCAAAGAGAAGCAGACAACAACAGAAAAACAGGCUGAAGCUUUCAUCACAGAGCUGGAACAGGAAAUCUCUGAGCUGAUGAAGAGAAGCACUGAGGUGGAGCAGCUCUCACGCUCUGAAGACCACCUCCAUCUUCUCCAGAGGGUCCAGUCCCUAAACACCAACCACCCUCCACCCACCAAGGACUGGACAGAGGUCAGCGUCCCUCCAUCAUCAUAUGACGGGACUGUGGUGAAAGCUGUGGUUCAGCUGGAGGAGACGCUCAGUAAAGAGAUGAAGAAGCUGGUUGAGUCUGAGCUGAAGAGGGUCCAGCAGUAUGCAGUGGAUGUGACUCUUGAUCCUGAUACAGCACAUCCUCAACUCAUCCUGUCUGAUGAUGGGAAAAAAGUGCAUGCUGGUAAUGUUUGGAAGAAUCUCCCAGACAACCCAGAGAGAUUUUCUCAUUGUCCUUGUGUUUUAGGAAAACAGAGUUUCUCUUCAGGAAAAUUUUACUUUGAGGUUCAAGUUAAAGGAAAGACUGAAUGGAGUCUAGGAGUGGCCAGAGAGUCGAUCAACAGGAAGGGAGUAAUCACACUGAGCCCUGAGCAUGGUUACUGGGUGAUAGUGUUGAGAAAUAGAAAUGAGUACAAAGCUCUUGCUGGCCCUGGUGUCCUUCUCUCUCUGAAGUCUCCUCCUCAGAAGGUGGGGGUGUUUGUGGACUAUGAGGAGGGUCUGGUCUCCUUUUAUGACGUAGAUGCUGCAGCUCUUAUCUACUCCUUUACUGGCUGCUCCUUCACUGAGAAACUCUUCCCAUACUUUGGUCCUGACUGGAGUGAAGAUGGUGCCCCUCUGAUCAUCUCUCCUGUCAGAGUAAACUAAUCACUCAUCUAAUUUCAGGUAUUGAUAUAUUUCUAUUCAAGGGAACAAAUGUAUGUAUGUAAUAUGU
Etheostoma cragini (Arkansas darter) is the source of this 1238-nucleotide messenger RNA. RefSeq names its product pyrin-like. The record is from RefSeq and is a predicted model, not a curated record. Lineage: Eukaryota; Metazoa; Chordata; Actinopteri; Perciformes; Percidae. The transcript has a single exon. Gene Ontology annotation, molecular function: protein binding. The coding region runs from base 53 to 1171 and encodes 372 amino acids.